UUUUCACACAUAUUUUUGCACCCGCAGCAGCAGAGAGGAGAGAGCAGGGUGGAAAGGAACGCCAUGGUGAGGGAAGCAGGAGUCAUCCGAUUAUUAUGGAGAACGGCGUUGUCCCAGAGUGUUGCUGCUCAGCGGAUAAGCAGCUGCAGGACAACAGCGGCAACGACGGCAAUACGAAGCGGCCUCGCCACCGCCCCUCCAGUAGAAGGGGCCACGGGAGAGGGCAAGGGCGGGGAGGGGGGUGAAGAAGCACUGGACGAGGCGGCGGCGAAGAGGGCCGCGCUGCUGAAGCGCUACGGGGACCGAACCCCACCUUCGGGCCCGAUCCCGGUGAAGGUAGACCCCGCCAAGGCCAAGACCGCGAACCCCUCGCGGGGUUUCGACGUUGAGAAGGCGGCCGCGGGCGAGGUCAACCACAACGAAAUCUGGGGAGACUACGUGCGCUACAUGGAGCACCAGCGCAAGAAGGGAUGGAAGACAUGAAGCAGGGAAUUUUGUCUAUCCACUAGCAAAAGGCGGUACUUCAAGAGAUGGCGGAAAAGUUUUGGAAAUCCCGCCGAAGGCGUGCGUACUCCAACCCGGAACUCUUUCGCGCGGACGAGUGUUCUGGCGUUGGAGUCUCCCGGCGAGGCAGGAAAAGUGUGGCACGAACUCCCGACGGGCUGGGUGGGCUGUUCGUGCAUGUUCUGCACGGGGAAGUAAUGUAGUGGGUAGCACCCAACGGGUGUUUACUGGGUGAGAGGCGGCAUUUAGGUUGGGGCGGGUUGUCGCGCCUCGUGGUUGGGCUUGAGUUCCGCAAUCUUGUAAAAAGAGCGCGACACAAACGCAUCUUUUACAGGGCGCUGUACACGGCCACCUCCGCUGCUACCAAGGGGACGCCGAGGGGUCGAUGGAACGUGUUGUUCGCACCACGACGGCCUACGUUUUUUUUGUCAUUCCUUGGCGUCCUUUCUGCACGGAAUCGACUGAAACGCGACAGUAGCAGGCAUCACCGCCGCAUGUGCCCGCCGUUGGGCUUCCAUGUCGCAUUGACAAACACGCACUGGUUGGCACCAGCUCGGGCCGACCUUAAUUUAUUUAUAGCUCGUUUUGCCGGCCGACCGAGAGAUCGCGAUAGGCGUUGCUCCCUUGGGGGUGAGUAGAGACAGAGGCCAACCGGAAGAGGCGACGUGCAAACCAGCACCUGGGCGCUGCGACGUGUUGAUCAGAAUCCGAUUUUAUCGAGCCCUCCCACCGGUUGUGGCGGGUGUAUCCGCGACGUAUGCGUGUGUCACUUGGUGUUGCGGCAAAAGGCCACGGGGGAAGCCAUUGCUUGCUGUGCGCCUUGGUUUCCUUUUUGUACAUAAUAAUGAGGGUGGUUAUCGUAAUGGAUUAUUAAAGCUACCCCCUUUAAGAGUGGCGCACGUUCCGGACAGACGGGGGGGGCUACAGGCGAUAACAGGCGAUAUAGUCUUUCCUGCUGUUUCGCAACAAGUUUUGGUGGACCGGCGUUCCAAACCGAAAAAAAAUGUAGAAAAAGGCCACGCGUGAAGGGUAGUCUGCUGCUGCUCCUUGCGUGUUUGUCAUUAUUCCUGUGGUACUUCGCAGUGCAAGCGUGCAUGUACAUGAGUCCCAGGCAAGAUUCUUCCAACGGUGUCCGCUAGAUGUAGAAGCGGUGUCAAACGAGUUCCUCUUCCUUGGGGUUACCGCUACCGGCGACGGGGGUGAACGGGGUGGCGGGUUCGCCCAGCUCGCAGAGAAAGCACCCUUGUGCUUAGAAGCCGCAUUGCGGCGAAAUUCAUGGACGCAUUUUGAACCUUCAUGAUGGGUGGAAAGAAUGUGCACUUCCAAGUGUAGUAUUUUUCUCUACAGCCAACCGGGCCUCCCGGCCACAUGGUGUGUUGAAAAUAGUAUGUUUA
Molecule: messenger RNA, 1898 nt
Organism: Ectocarpus sp. CCAP 1310/34
Lineage: Eukaryota; Phaeophyceae; Ectocarpales; Ectocarpaceae
Source: the annotation of a GenBank genome assembly